This is a messenger RNA of Lolium perenne, 1894 nucleotides long. RefSeq lists its product as uncharacterized. NCBI's taxonomy places the organism in Eukaryota, Viridiplantae, Streptophyta, Magnoliopsida, Poales, Poaceae. Gene Ontology annotation, molecular function: protein binding. The record is from RefSeq and is a predicted model, not a curated record.
UCGGUACGAGAGCUCACCCAGGCCGCCCACAGCCCCACAGAACUUCCGACAACAAUAAUGUCGAGCACCUAUCCCAUCCAGGCUCUACUCCUCGGCGUCCUCCUAGUGCUCGGCGAAUCGAGCUCCCAGCCCACCUCUGGCGACCGAGCCACCCUCCUAGCUAUCAAGAAUGACUGGGGAAAUCCCAAGCAGCUUGCUUCGUGGGACCCCGCCGUCAACGCCGACCACUGCAACUGGACCGGAGUCGCCUGCGAGGGCGCCGACGGCCAACGCGUGGUGACGGGGAUAUCCUUGCCGAAUCUUAACAUUACCGGCGAGGUACCAGAGUUCAUGUGCAACCUGACGAACCUGGCCCGCCUCGACCUCUCCAACAACAGUCUCACCGGCGGCUUCCCCGGCGACGCGCUCUACCCCUGCUCCCAGCUCCGGUUCCUUGAUCUCUCCAUCAAUUUCUUCAACCGGGACCUUCCGGGCGACAUCAGCCGGUUGUCGCCUGCUAUGGAGCACCUCAACCUGUCGUGCAACCACUUCAGCGGCGCCGUACCGGCCGCGGUGGCCGGGUUACCGGCGCUGAAGUCGCUGCUUCUUGACAACAACCAAUUCACUGGAGCGUACCCAGCGGCCGAGAUAAGCAAGCUCGGAGGGCUCGAGCGGCUAACGCUUGCGUUCAACGCGUUCGCGCCUGCACCGGCGCCGCUGGAGUUCGCUAAGCUGACCAACCUGAGCUACCUCUGGAUGUCCAGCAUGAACAUGACCGGCGAGAUCCCCAAGGCCUACUCAAGUCUAACAAAACUCACGCUCCUCGCCAUCAUGGGGAACAAUCUCACCGGCGAGAUCCCGGCGUGGGUCUGGCAGCACCAGAAGCUCGAGCACCUGUACCUGUUCGACAAUAACCUCACAGGUGAACUGGCGCGCAAAGUCACGGCGGUGAAUUUGGUGGAGCUUGAUGUGUCGUCGAACAAUCUCACCGGAGAAAUACCGGAAGACUUCGGUAACCUCAGGAACCUGAACUUGUUGUUCCUGUACAUGAACCAGCUCACCGGCACCAUUCCGGCAAGCAUGGGGAUGCUCCCCAAACUCAGAGACAUCAGGCUAUUUGAAAACAAGCUCUCCGGCGAGCUUCCCCCAGAACUCGGGAAGCACUCUCCACUGGGCAACCUCGAGGUGUGCAUGAACAACCUCUCCGGCACGCUCCCGGAGUCACUUUGUGCCAACGGAAAGCUCUCCGACAUUGUCGUCUUCGACAACGGAUUCUCCGGCGAGCUUCCCAAGAACCUUGGCGACUGCGUCUUGCUGAAUAACAUCAUGAUGCACAACAACAGCUUCUCUGGCAAUUUCCCGGCGAAGAUAUGGUCAUUUCCGAUGUUGCUCACCGUGAUGAUACAGAACAACAGUUUCACCGGGGCUCUACCGGCCAAGAUAUCUGGGAACAUCUCGCGGAUUGACAUAGGGAACAACAGGUUCUCUGGCUCCUUCCCAGCAUCGGCAACCGGGCUGCACGUGUUCAAGGCGGAGAACAACCUGCUCUCCGGCGAGCUACCAGCCGACAUGAGCAAGUUCCCCAGCCUUGUGGAAUUGUCGUUGUCCGGCAACCAGCUAACUGGUUCCAUACCAGCAUCAAUCAGUUUGUUGCAGAAGCUCAGUACUCUCAACUUGAGCGAUAACAGGUUGUCUGGCGCAAUUCCAUCUUAGAGCAUCGGGUUGCUUCCAUCACUCAAGCUACUGGAUUUAUCAAGCAAUGGAAUCACGGGUGGUAAACUAGUAAUGGUUAGGGAUAAGCACCUUGUGCACGAUAGGAUCUGAAGUUCUUGAGUUGUAACCAAACUGUUGAGGAUGCAUCAUGACAUUUGGUUUCAUUUCAAUGGAGUGGAGGCUUGGAGGUGCUCCCUGUCAA